AUGAGAAUGAAGGCCUCUUUCCUCUUUUUCUUGAAGGGGGGGGGGCGCGAGAAAGCCAGUGAGCAGGUUCCAGCCCCCUCAUCUCCGCCGGCGGUGCGCGCCUUGCCACUGCCAAGCCAGGGAGGAGGAGCGAGGCGGAAAGGCUAUAAAGCGCCGGUCAAGGCGCGGGAACGCUCAGGACGGGAAAUGGAGUCGUUGCACCGCGCCGUCGGGCUCCUGGCCAUCGCAGCCGGCGCUCUCUUGCUGGCGGCCCACUUCUACAGCUGGGCAGGGCCCACCCCGACCCCGCUGAUUCCCGGCACUGCCCUGGGGGCCUUGCUGCUCGUUUUGUCGCUUCUUCUGGCAUAUGCAGGGGUACGGAAGAGCCGCCAGAACGCCUCCUUGUUUGUGUCGCUCUGCCUGACAGUUUCAGUUCUGUGGUGCGGCUAUGGAGUGAUCCAGAUCCUGGCUGGGCAAGGGGUCCUCCCCAGCACUGCUGACCUGCGUAAUGCAGCCGUGCCUGGACUGGUAGCCUUCAGUCUGGGGCUGUUCCUCAUUGGCCUGGUGGGCUUCCUCCAGAAAGAGGUCCCCCUUGCCAUGAUAGCAUCUGCCAUUUCUCUGGCCUGCGCCCACGAAAUUGCAGCCUUUUAUGAUGCUGACUUUGGCUCUUCUGCUGUGGCCUGCAAUUACAUGGUUGUCUGCUUUAUUGGGGGCUACAUUGGGUUGGGGAAGUGCCUCUUUUUUCUGAGCCAAGAGAAAAUUGCCCUGCCUGGCACAGACCUGCCCAAGAAAGAAGCCAGCAAGAGGCAGGGCCCAGGUGGUGGCACAGGCUCCAAUGAUUUGACUGCAUUUGGUUUGAUCCUGAACAUGCUCUCAGCCAGCGUCUUGGGCUGCAGGCUCCUGGGGGUGACUGACAAUCUCUUUGUGGGGCAGGUCCCCUGGCUCUGGGCAGGCGGAAUCUACCAGUUUGGCACCUCCAUCUUCUCCUAUCGUUCCCUUGAUGCACUUGCUGCCACUUUUUUGGGCUUCACCUCCAUCCUGAAGUUUGGGGAAGGCUAUUCCCUCUUGAUCUUGCGUUGGGUGCCUGAGGAGCCCAGCUUCCCCAUUCCAUUCUCAGUGGCAUUUGCUGUUCUCUUUACCAUUUUGGCCCUUUUCAUUGCCAUUGACAGCCUGGUUGAUGGCCUCUAUCUGCUGUUCUAUGUGGCUUUGUGCAUUGCGCUUGCCUGCAGUCCACGAGGCUUUUUGGAAGGGGGCCCUCAGGGUGUGGCAGUGGCCAUUUUUGUGGCCUCCACUCUUCUGACACUUCUUCACCUGUACAAUGGGAAUGCAAGAGUUAAAAUGCUGAGGGGGGAGGGAGUUUUCAAGACUUUGCUCUCACACCUCCAUGUUUGCAAGCUCUGGGAGGGGAACAACCUUCACGCUCCCUAUCUGGGUUACUCCAAAUAUGCUGAUGCUGAAGUCCUGGGCUAUGCAUGCAGUGCACUUGCUUCUUUUGCCAUCACAGUGGCUGCAGAGCCCAACUCCCCACUCACUACAAUAGUCCUUCCUUGGGUGGUGGUUGCAGGAGGGCUCUUGAAGCUUCUGUGUGGUUCUGUGGCUUUCUCCCGUGGCAGGACUUUAGAAAGCACUGCUUUCAUUGUCUAUGGGUUUAUGUGGAUUAUCUGGGGCACCGCCAGGUAUGGGGGGCUGUAUGGUGCUGCACGGGGGUUCCAGGUAGCUGUGGGCAUUGUCUCGCUCAUGCUUUUCAAUGCCUUCCUUGUCCUUUGCACCCUUUUCCUGAGCAUCUCCUGGUUCAUUUACUCCCUCUGCUUUGAGCUCAUACUCAUCAGCUUCCUGUUGGAUGCGGUUGGUGCCACUUCCACUGGCUAUGAUAUUGCUGUCACCAUCAUUUUUGGCUUGGUCAGCUUCUACUGCUUUCUGAGUGCCUUGGUCAACCACACUUUUGAGAGUCCUCAGCUCCCCCUGGGACGUCCCAUUGUGAGACUCAGUGGCUUCGGGGGAGGAAGCACCAAAUGUCUUCAUCUGCCAGCCAGGAGAGCAUCUUCAGUAAAGCAAGUUGCAGAGAUAAUGAAGAAAGGGGGCAUGUGUGGGAUCCCCACAGACACAGUAUACGUUCUUGCAGCAGCCUGUUGUCAACCUGAUGCUGUGGAGAAAGCUUACAACACAAAGCACCAGGCUCAGGACCGUCCCAUGUCGCUCUGGAUUUCCAGUUUAAAACAGCUGGAAUCGGCCAAGCAUCUGUUCAGCCCUGUCCUCUGGGAUUUCAUGGAUGCUGCAUGGCCAUCACCUAUCAGCUUGGUGAUUCCAAGAGGUGAAUGGGUGGACUACCUGGGCAUGAAAGACUCUGCUAAAUAUGUUGGUACCCCUCAGAGCAUAGCUAUUCGCAUUCCGGAUUGCUCGGUCACUACCCAUCUGAUUGACUUGGUUGGCCCAAUUGCUGUCACAUCCGCCAAUCCUACAGGAGAAGCAGACACCACUCACCACAACCAGGUGUAUGCCAAGCUAGGAGACAAGGUGGAUGCGGUUCUUUGUGAUGGACCUUCUCCAGAGAACAUAGCCUCCACUGUGGUGGACUGCACCAGGAUUGAAAGUGGGCACCUUGCAUUCUUUAGAGUCGGCCUUGUCCCCAAAUCCCAGGUAUUACAGAUUCUGGAGCAGGUCCAAAGAAGACACCAACCAGGCCACACCAAUAACUCCCUGGCCAUGGAAGGCAAGGAAGAGCAGCAGUCCCUGUGCAGAGCCUUCCUCUGCAAUGAUGCUCACGUUCAGCAAAGCUCACCAACAUCAUAUACCAACAAAGCAUUCUGUACUGACGUAGGAGAUGCAUCUCCAUGAGCAAAGCUAAUCCAGGUGUUAAAAUGAGUUUUUCCUCAAACUGGGCCCCAAAGCCCAUUUUGUUCAUUGAAGAAAGGGCUUCAGUCCAACUGCACUUUGAAUGUAGCCUUCUGAAGUCAGGUGGCUGUUGCCCCAGUGACUACAGCGCUUUUCUUUCAGCUGUCUGGCCCAGCACAUGGGGAAACAAACAUCUGUCAACCAGGACAGUGUCAUGGCCUGGACAUAGAAGCUGGACAGCUUCUCCAGGGCUUUCUUUUCAGCCUCAGUUCUCCAUCUGUAAAUAGCAUUAUUGACUCACCUGGCAGAGCUCUUGUGACAUCAUGUGAAACAUGUCCUUAAUAAUAUCAUAACGAUAUUUAAAUAUUAAUGAACUGUAUAGUUGGGCUUGGUUGCAUUCCAAAACUGUUGUCCUUUUCUUAUAACUUUUUAAAACACAGUUAAAUAUUUCUUAUAUACAAGACUCUAAAUUAUUUUGUGCUCUUUUUUAAAAAAAAAAUAAACAAAACAAAACCCUGUUAAA
Molecule: messenger RNA, 3334 nt
Organism: Heteronotia binoei (common prickly gecko)
Lineage: Eukaryota; Metazoa; Chordata; Lepidosauria; Squamata; Gekkonidae
Exons: 9
Coding region: 1-2814 (937 amino acids)
Biological process (GO): regulation of translational fidelity
Cellular component (GO): cytoplasm
Molecular function (GO): tRNA binding; double-stranded RNA binding; nucleotidyltransferase activity
Source: RefSeq, a predicted model, not a curated record